AUGAGAGGCAGAAGUUUCUCAUUAUAUCCAUUGGAAGAAGAGCGUGGAUUUCACCAAUCGCGUGUAGAGCUACCUCUGCUAAAAGAAGACAUUCCACCCGAUGAUGAAGGCUGGCUUUGUCCUGGUUACGAUUGCAAAGUUGACUACAUUGACUUGCUUAAUAAUCUUCAAGGAAAAAACCUUUCCGUCGCUGACAGCUGGGAGAAAGUAUAUCCCAAGGACGCUGCUGCUACGUCUGGGGAGAAACUAGAUGAUAUCUCUGGACUUCAAUCGGAUGACUCGGAGAAUGGCCUGCCUGACAUACCUUGUCCGAAUGAAGUUUUUGCUAAGCAUUUAGGUGAAGAAAUUUCUUUGCGUGAGAAUGAUUUGGUGUUGUUGGGAAAUAAUUCUGGUCUUGCUAGGGGAGGGGGAUUAUGCUCUCUUAAUGGAUUCCAGAAUAUGACUCAUUUGGAAUAUGAUUCUGAGUGUAAGCUUUACUUGGAAAGCAAUAUUUCAGUUCAGAGGAAAGAGAUGCCUGAAGCUGCUAAUGCUGAUAAAUUAUCAGAACUGGAACUUGAGAAUGCUUGUGAUGAGCAGCGUGAGAAUGUUACUCAGUCAGAUGAGCUGCCUUUGCCGAGCAAUUCCCAGUUAACGCAGGUUGAAUCCUGCCAGAUUCUUGGCAACAAUUCAGUGGGGGAUUCGGCUCUCACACAGUUUGGAGAUCCUUGCUGCAGAACAUCAGCUGCAUUGCAAGAAAUCCAAAAGACAACAGGUAGUUCAUCAACCGAGGAGAAACUCAAAGUUGGAGGUAUAAGCACCUCUGAAUCUCGUUCAAGUGGUAAAAGAAAGGCAUAUGGAGAAGUCACCACCAAGAGACUCUACGAAUCCUUCAAGAAAAAUAAUUAUCCUGACUGUGACGCAAAGGAGAAGUUCGAGCAAAGUAGUGGUUGGAUAAAAGCAUUACCUGAAGAAGCUGAGAAUGAGAGGAUGCAUCUGAUUACUAUGGUGGAGCUAGUACAGCUUAAAUGGUAUGAGAGGUUGUUAGUUAUUGCCGUGCAGGGAGCGUUUUUCAAUUUUUACUUUGUGCUUUACUUGCUGUUCCCCAAGCUUGCACACAGAGUUGUUGGUCAUGAGGCUAUACACUCAUAUACUUUGUAUCUUAAUGAUAUUGAUCGCGGUGAAAUUGAAAAUGUCUCUGCUCCUGCGAUAGCAUUUGACUACUGGAGACUGCCUAAGGAUGCGACUCUAAAGGAUGUUGACGAAGCUUAUCAUAGAGACGUUAACCAUUUCGCAUCUCCAUGGGAGACAUAUCAGGCUGACUUGUCGAUUGAUCUAAGCAAGCACCAUGUGCUCAAGAAAUUCCUUGAUAAGGUUGCUUAUUGGUCAGUGAAACUUCUCAGGAUUCCAACCGAUUUAUUUUUCAAGGAAAGAUACGGUUGUCGUGCAAUGAUGUUGGAAACAAUGGCAGGUGUACCAGGAAUGAUGGGAGGUAUGCUGUUACAUCUGAGGUCGUUACGCAAGUUCGAGCUUCUAAGGCAAAGAAUUGGUGUUUGGAUUUCAUAA
This is a messenger RNA of Capsicum annuum, 1542 nucleotides long. RefSeq lists its product as uncharacterized. Gene Ontology annotation, cellular component: mitochondrion. Gene Ontology annotation, biological process: alternative respiration. NCBI's taxonomy places the organism in Eukaryota, Viridiplantae, Streptophyta, Magnoliopsida, Solanales, Solanaceae. Bases 1 to 1542 code for a protein of 513 amino acids. The transcript has a single exon. Gene Ontology annotation, molecular function: alternative oxidase activity. The record is from RefSeq and is a predicted model, not a curated record.